This is a messenger RNA of Cylindrotheca closterium, 711 nucleotides long. Lineage: Eukaryota; Bacillariophyta; Bacillariophyceae; Bacillariales; Bacillariaceae. The record is from the annotation of a GenBank genome assembly.
AUGGCCGUGAACGCUGUCGUCGAACAAAACAACCAAACUCUGGCGUUUAUCCAACAAGGAGACUUUGUCAACGCCAUCGAGUCGUCAUCCCACGCACUCAGAUGCUGCAGGCUAUUGAUUGGAGGUGAGGCAGAGAUGCUUCUGAACGAAUGUCUCGAUCAUUGUAUGCUUCUUCGUUCCCCAGUGAACGCGAACCCACCCCCAAUGCCCUCUGGCGACGAUCCCGUCUUCAUUUACCGUCAAGGUAUUACUAUCCCUCUGCGUACAAGCUUCGUUGAUCUGACUUGUGUCACUCCAAUCCUUAUAUUCAACGCGGCACUUGCCCACCAAUUGCUGGCCGAACAGCAGCAGGCGCUCCAACCACAACAACAACGACAACAACAACGACAACAACAACGACAGGAUCGUGAACAAGACGAAGAAGAUAGGGAUGAUCUUAUAUAUAUGUUACAAAUGAAAGCCCGACAGUUAUAUAGACUCGCACAUUCCACGGUCGAUACAGAAGUGAAUGUUCUGUUUCAUUUUGUGGUUGUCAAUAAUACUGCAGUGAUUGAUCGACGUGUAGGCAACCCGGCAGUUUCCAAUGCCUCCUUCUACUAUUUAAUGGCUCGGUUUCUGAUACUACAGCACCAAGGAAUGAAUGAAAGGAUACGCCAUUUGGAGGGUUUUUGGGUGAAUCUUCCUACAUCACCUUCUGCCGCUGAAUCGUGA